GACCGCACUCGCCUCGCCUCCCGCAGCACCGCACCUCACCUCCACCCGCAACUACCGCACCCACCGCCUCUCGCCAAGAUGAACGCUGCUGCCAACGCCAUCGAGCGCACCAUGGACGACCCCAAGACGUCCAUCCACAACGAGAUCGUCAACCCGAGCAUCCAGACGGAGGGUGCCGACCCGAGCGGCGAGGAGAUGAUCUCGCUCGUCUGGAACGGCAAGAUGAAGGUCGCCGUCGAGAACGCGAGGAAGCCCAAGGUGGUCGACGACAAGGACAUCGUUCUCAAGGUCACCGGCACGACCGUCUGCGGUUCCGACAUGCACCUGCUCGCCGGCGCCAUCAUCGAGCUCCAGAAGGGCGACAUCCUCGGCCACGAGUGCAUGGGCGUGAUCGACCAGGUCGGGCCUGGCGUCAAGAACUUCAAGGUCGGCGACCGCGUCGUUGCCGGCUUCAACGUUGGGUGCGGCGAGUGCUACAUGUGCGAGAAGAAGUUGUCGUCGCAGUGCAUCAACACCAACAACUCGUCGCUCCAGAACGCCAUGUACGGCAACCGGACGUGCGGCAUGCUCGGGUACUCGCACUUCACGGGCGGCUUUGCCGGCGGCCAGGCCGAGUACGUGCGCAUCCCCUACGGCGAGGCCAACUGCAUCAAGGUGCCCGAGGGCGUCUACGACGAGGACGCGCUGUACCUCUCCGACUCGCUCGUCACGUCGUUCCACCAGGUCGAGGACACGGGCAUCGAGGAGGGCGACAUUGUGGGCAUCUGGGGCGUCGGCGUCAUCGGCCUCCUCGCCGGCGUGUGGUCGGCCAUGCGCGGCGCCAAGCACAUCAUCGCCAUCGACAACGUCGACUGGCGUCUCGAGAACUUCCGCGAGAAGCUGUCGAAGGACUACCCGAACGUCAAGAUCGACCUCGUCAACUUCAACAAGGACAAGAAGGUCGUCGCCCGCAUCCAGGAGCUCACUGCGCCGGGCAAGGACGGUCGCCCUGCCACGCGCCCGCCCGGCCUCGACGUCGCCUUCGAGUGUGCCGCCGGUGAGUACGCCAAGUCGUGGCUCCACAAGCUCGAGAUGCUCGCCGGCCUCGAGACCGACACGAGCGAGCUUCUCAACGAGAUGAUCGAGUCGUGCAUCGGCUUUGGUCGCAUCGGCAUCACGGGCGUCUACGCCGGCUACGCCAACCACGUCAACGUCGGCAGCCUCAUGGAGCGCGGUAUCCGUCUCAUCGGCAACGGCCAGGCCCCGACGCACAAGUACAUGCAGCGCCUCAUGGACGACUACAUCUCGAACGGCAAGGUCAAGCCUCGUGAGCUCUUUGUCACGCACCGCAUCGCGCUCGACCAGAUCGACAAGGUCUACUACUCGAUGCGCGAGCACAACGAGAAGGACAAGAUCAUCAAGGCGUUCAUCGCGACCAAGUUCAGUGGCCCGCCGGCGCCGGGCGCCCCUGGCCUGACGACGCUCUGAACGACCGCCUUGCUCGAGGGCAGCCUGAUCCCGCCCGUGUCGCCUGUCUGCUCUAGUCCUUGUACAUAGCCGAGCCUGAAUGAGCCCGCAAUGCAGUGCCUGUCUCUGUUCC
This is a messenger RNA of Rhodotorula graminis WP1, 1579 nucleotides long. RefSeq lists its product as uncharacterized. NCBI's taxonomy places the organism in Eukaryota, Fungi, Basidiomycota, Microbotryomycetes, Sporidiobolales, Sporidiobolaceae. Bases 79 to 1467 code for a protein of 462 amino acids. The transcript is spliced from 10 exons. Gene Ontology annotation, molecular function: oxidoreductase activity; zinc ion binding. The record is from RefSeq and is a predicted model, not a curated record.